UCAAGCAGACGCUCGCUGCUCCUGCGGCUGUGUAGAGGGAGAUCAGCUGCAGACGGGGCCGAACACGGGGCCCACAGGAGGAACCACAGACCACAGACAGGGAACACAGACCACAGACAGUGACAGCAGGAGGAACCCAGACCACAGACGGGGCCCACAGAGCACAGACGGGGCCACAGACCACAGACAGCGCCAGCAGGAGGAACCACAGACCACAGACAAGGUCCACAGAACACAGACAGGGCAUCAGGAGGGCAGCAGCAGGACCCCCGCUCAGUGAGAUGGGUGUCUCAUCUAGCCGUUUGCCCUGCCAGCCUCCAGCAUCCACGCACUUGCCCACCCCGGAGCCCCAGCACAGCCCACCCCUCGUCCACGGGGCCCCGGAUCCCCAGCACAGCCCGUCCCUCGCCCAUGGGACCAUGGAGCCCCAGCACAGCCCGUCUCUUGUCCACGGGGCCCCAGAGCCCCAGUACAGCCCAUCCCAGUACAGCCCGUCCCUUACCCACGAAGCCCUGGAGCAGCUGCCCACACUGGAGCGGCUGGCACAGGCCACGGGCGGCACAGAGGAGUCCUGGCGCCGCUGCGUGCUGCCCUGCGGGCUGAUCUCACUGGUCAUGGGUGCGGCGGGCACCGGCGUCACCUUCACCUUCAACACACUGCAGCACACCAGGGUGGCAUCGCUGGCACUGCUGACACUGGGCACCGGGGCACUGCUGCUGGCCACCGGCUGCUGGAGGAGGAGUAGGAGGAGGAGGAAGCAGGAGGACAUGCUCUAACACACCUGCAGGAGAGCUGAGUGUGUGUGUGUGUGUGUGUGUGUGUGUGUGUGUGUGUGUAUGUGUGUGCGUGUGUGUGUGUGUGUGUGUGCGUGUGCGUGUGCGUGUGCGUGUGUGUGUGUGUGUGUGUGUGUGUGUGUGUGUGUGUGUGUGUGUGUGUGUGUGCGUGUGCGUGUGCGUGUGUGUGUGUGUGUGUGUGUGUGUGUAUGUGUGUGUGUGUGUGUGUGUGUCUGUGAUAGCCUCACCUGCACACUGUAGCACAGAUUAGCAUCAGAGCUCUUCUGCUGAUGGUAGCAGUGACCGGCGUCCGUCAGUCGAGUGUGAAGUUUACCGACAGCAGUGAUGUAGAGCUGCAGAGCGCUGUGGAGAUGAGCAUGUCCUCACACUGCUUAUGCAGUCAGAUCAGUGUUCCUCGACUGUUAGCAUGUAGAUGUGUCUGGUGCUGUGUGUGUGAUAUAUUUUAUUAUAUAUGCAUAUUUUUGGAGAUUUCCCUGUGAGUUAAACUGACGGCUGUGUGUAGGUGUACUCCAGUGCCUGUAUUUAAUAGUAUCCGAAUACUUUUGUAUCUCUCAGCUUUUGCUCUUGUGAUCAGUGUUCUGGUUUUUAAAACAGGAUUAUUAGUGUCCUGAGCGACAGACACUGUGUGUGUGUGUGUGUGUGUGUGUGUCUUCACCCUCAAGAGCAUCUAGAGGGAGGAGGAGUCAGUGAGGACAGCUGUGAUUGGCUGGUUUGGGGAGGAGGCAGGGCCUUCAGGAGUGUUCAUUAAGAAAAACUGCAGGAACAACAGCGCAUGCUCAGAAUAAACCUGCCUGUGUGGAGCUGAGAUGCUGUCUGUCACACACACACACACACACACACACAGAGGGAACAUCAUCCUGUGCUGGUUCUGCUCUCCAUUUUCAGCUGGAGGACACACAGAUCUACCUCACUCAUGGCACAGGCCAGCGCUGGAUGAUUUAUUCUCAUGCGGCUGAAAUUAUGCAAGACAUGCUCAAGAGUAAGAGUGCACAUUAGCUUCAACAUUAUUCAGCCAGUGAAACGGCCAGCAUCUGAUUAAUUCAGACACUUCAGCUCUGAGCUAACAGACGCUCGGCUUCAGCCUUUUAUAUGUGGCAGAUGUAGAUCAGAGCUGUGCAUAUUGACUCUAUAUCUCGUCUAUAGAUGUCAUUAAACUUUCUGUUUUACACUGAUGAAGGACUGUAAUAAAUGGCAGAGUGUAACGUCUAAUCAAACUGGGUCAGUUUCAUUCUUACUUACCCCAUCAGGCCUGGACUAUAGUUAUAAAACACCAAUAACAUCAUGAAGAAACUGUGAAGAAUGCUGCAGCUGC
Danio aesculapii is the source of this 2106-nucleotide messenger RNA. RefSeq names its product transmembrane protein 100-like. The record is from RefSeq and is a predicted model, not a curated record. Lineage: Eukaryota; Metazoa; Chordata; Actinopteri; Cypriniformes; Danionidae. The transcript has a single exon. Bases 282 to 776 code for a protein of 164 amino acids.